AUAGUCAGAUAAAUGGAAACAGCCAACAUAGAAAAAUCUAAGUCGAACAAUCGUGAUCCGAAGAAGCACAGAACUGAAGCUAAACUCAUCAUUGUUAAAAGUAAGCAGGCAUUUGGAGGAAUUAUUUUGGCACUUUUGGAGUGAUACUAUUGAUGGCAUAGGAAAAGCAAGCAUUAAAGAUGGACAAAGAAAUAAAAUAGCUGAAGACCCGAGAAAAUAAAAAUAAUACUUCAACUGUGAGUUGUUCUUCAUCUAUGAACAACAUGAUGCCUUACUCUAAAUUCAAAUCAAAUAUUGAAAACACAAUCUUGAGAGAUAAAGACAAGAUUCCACUAGCAAAGCAGAAAGGAUUGACCAACACUGCUCCCAAAAAUAAAAGAUACAACAAUACAAUGAUGGAAGAGCGAAGUAUCCCAGCUUCUCAUUUUGAAAGCAAAAAUAAAGCUAUUCUUGAAAGACUUGGAAGUUGCUCGUCUUAUGAAGGAAAAGGCAAAGUUAAUAAAUCUGUUGAACGAAAUGCCGAAUCUACCCCUACAAAUAAAACUAAAAUUGAAGAUAUUCGAGCGAUGCUUAGGGUAAAAUUUGGAGCUGGUUCAGGCAUUCAACAAUCACCUGGAAUUCUUGCUUACCCAAAAGCGAAAGAAAAUGAUAAUUUUGAAGAAAUAAAACUGACCAAAGAUACAAACAGAAGAAAGCAGAGAGCAGGAUUUGUUAUCAAAAGCACUGAUAAACUUAAGAAGAAGUUAGAUGGCAAUAUCUACAACUAUGAGGACUUCUCAUCAGUUCUAUCGAAGUCCUAUAUUGAACAAUACACGAAGACAUACAAUGAGGAUUAUGAAAUCUAUUGACCAUAUUUCAGAGAAGAAAUAUCCCCGAUACACAAAUAAGCAAAACAGGAAGGGCUCACAAAAAGACUUUAAAUAUAUCAACAAAAGCAAGAUCAUUUCUAAUAAUCUCUCAGGAUCCAAUAAAGAAGCAGCUGAGCUUCUCAGAAUCUACUCUGACCAUCCUAAGCAUCCUCAUGAGCGUAACAGUGACUCCAUUCUUCCUCAGAUAGAUUGCACUCGAAAACUCAAUAGAUUUAGUGAGAAAAGUAGCAAUAAAGAUACUUAUUACUGAACAGGAGACACCAUCAACGAAGUUCCUGAGAAUAAAAUUGAGAAAGCUAGUUCUCUUCUGAAGUCAUCUCAAGAAGGACUUCUUGAAGGCCAAAACAGGAGAUACAUGAAAGGGACUAGAAACGACAAUCCAUACUACAGAAAUAACUCUAACGGGACAAUGGAGACUCUGCAAUCUAGUAGUAACUUCAUGUAUAUCCAAAGUCUUCAUGAUAAAUCAGAAAAAAAACCUGUGGUUUAUUUCAAUGAGAACACAGAUGCAAGAAAAAGAUCUGGCUCUAUAAUUUUAAGCGAGCAAUCUGUUAAGAAUGAUAGAUUGAGCGAUAUAUCAGCAAGUUCACCUCAAAAGCUGAGAUUGUCUGAAUCAAAUUGAGCACAACAAAUUAAAGGAAGUCAUCGAAACAAUUUAUCUAUCACUGCUAAAGGUCUCAAUGUGUAAUAGAAUUUCUUUCAUUGGUAUAGUAAGCAUAGUAAGG
Molecule: messenger RNA, 1594 nt
Organism: Moneuplotes crassus
Lineage: Eukaryota; Ciliophora; Spirotrichea; Euplotida; Euplotidae
Source: the annotation of a GenBank genome assembly